Molecule: messenger RNA, 774 nt
Organism: Haliotis rufescens (red abalone)
Lineage: Eukaryota; Metazoa; Mollusca; Gastropoda; Lepetellida; Haliotidae
Exons: 2
Coding region: 280-774 (164 amino acids)
Source: RefSeq, a predicted model, not a curated record
ACCUGACCAUCUUUCAUUUUUUAUUAUUUUUAUUUUUAUUCAUUUUUUGUCGAGCUAGUGAGCAUGGGUAUAGUGCUGACAUAAGUAUUAUGAUUGUGGCGAAUAACUCACUAAUUGGGGCUGCUAAUGUUUGAACAUUAAUCAGCUGCGGCAUAAGUCUGUACAGUGUGUUCAAACAGUUUGGGCCAACCAAUACACUUAAAUAUAUUUAUUAACAUCUGAUUAAGACAAACUUCGUAUUAAUUGUCCAUCCGCAACAUAAAUGAUCGUAGUUUGCGCAUGCGUGUACAGGAGAUGAAUCUCGGGGAGCACCAGUUGCUGGUGUCCAAGAUCUACAAGAUGCGGUGGAGCGAGGAUGUUGACGACCCCCACGCUGAUAUUGUCGUCCCCGUUGACGUACCCGAGAGAUGCAGGACAGGCUGUUCCUUCUGGUUGUGGCUUAAAUAUGAUGGCUGUUGGCACAAGACACCAACUGACGCUCCGGUGGAUGGAAAGAUCCACGGUAAGGUGAAGAAGAUUGAUGCUUUUGGUGUGGUGGCUGAGAACCCCCAAUCUGGAGCUGCCUCUGUGGAAAGUAAGAGGAUUGGUCCUGAAGGAGGGAAGUUUGUCUCCCAGACCGACGGCCGCAUCACUGUAUAUUUCCCCGAGGGAGCAGUGGACAAAGACACAGACUUCCAGUUUAAGGUAGUUCUAUGCAUUAGUUUAUGUAUGCGCAUCACUGUAUAUUUCCCCGAGGGAGCAGUGGACAAACCAGAGACUUCCAGUUUAAGGUAG